Messenger RNA from Magallana angulata, 2034 nucleotides. RefSeq lists its product as uncharacterized. Gene Ontology annotation, molecular function: zinc ion binding. The coding region runs from base 58 to 1779 and encodes 573 amino acids. The record is from RefSeq and is a predicted model, not a curated record. The transcript has 2 exons. Lineage: Eukaryota; Metazoa; Mollusca; Bivalvia; Ostreida; Ostreidae.
CAACAUUCCAACGCCGGACAACGCCGAUGCAAUACAGUUACAAAAGAUUUGAACGAGAUGGCAAUGUCUGAAGAAGAAAUACCUGACACAGCCCAGCACUACUUGGUGUGUGGUACUGAAGACUGUAAGAAGAACUGUCAGUUUUACUGCAAUCCUUGUCACCGAGAACUUUGUGAACAAUGCAGAGACAAACAUCAAAAGAAUCCAGAUACCGAGAAUCAUGAAGUGGUCCAUUACAAACAACGCAGACCACAACUUCCAGAAGUGAAAUGCAAGCUACAUCCUACACGAAAUGUAGAAAUUCUUUGUAAAGAAUGCAAUAUUCCUCUAUGUCCUAAGUGUAUUUUCUUAGAAGAACACUCUGGUCAUAAAUUCGACGACUUGGAAGAGGGUUAUGCGCAGAAGGUUAAACUGUGCCGAAAUGAAAUCACCAAAAUCAAAGAGUAUUUUCUCUUGACAUCAACUGAAUUAAAAACGGAAAUAAAGGGAGAUAAAACAAGAAUAGAGGAAACAAUGAACGACAUCAGGAAGUCCAUAAAUGCUGAAGCUGAGUCUUUAAAAGACUUGGUAGAUAAAGUGACCUCAGAUAAGUUAACACAAGCAAAUACAAUAGAGGAUUCACUGAAAAAGUCAUUAGAAUCCCAGGAAACAAUCUUUGAUGAUUACAUUGCGUACAUUGAUCAACUUAUUAAAGAUUUUCACAGCUACUUGUCCUCAAGCAAUUUCGAAGUUUUGUUUUCUGAAGAUUUUGAGAAUUUGAAAAUCCAGUCAAUACCAGAGACAACACAGCCAGUGCUACCAGUGUACACUGAUGGUCAGUUCUGCAAAGAUGAUGUCACUAAGUUACUUGGCAGCAUCAAUUGUCCGAACACUAUACCUGAUAAAAGAAAAAUAAAAUCGAUAGAGACUGUCUCUACACAAUUGAAACCUACAGGCAAUGAGAUGAUACGCGACAGAGAGAAAUCUAACGUGAAAAAAACACUGUCUCUGUCUUCCUCUGUCAGCAAGGUUAGGGAGUACACGGUACCAGGUGUUAACAGGGUAAAUCAUAUAUCACUGGGUAAAUCAGGCAGACUCUGGGCCAGUGAAAAAAAAGGUAACCUUGUCCAAUCAGAUCUACAGGGGAAUCAGCUAAAGGAGAUACAAACCAAUGGUGGAUAUGGCUACCACACAGUCACACAGGAUGGGGAUCUCAUCUAUACAGACACACACAACAAAGUCAUCAAUAAAAUAAAACAGGAUAAUACAGCCACUGAAUUCAUUAAAACAGAAGAAUGGGAACCAAUCAGCAUACACUCCUCCCACAUCAAUGGGGACAUACUGGUAGGGAUGAGAAAGGAUAAAGAGGCAAAAAUCACCAGGUACAACAGGACAGGGGAAGAAAUACAGAACAUACAGAGGGACAACAAAGGACAGGACAUGUAUGGUGAUCCACACUACAUCACAGAAAACAUCAAUGGUGAUGUCUGUACAUCAGACUUGAACAAACAUGCUGUAGUGGUGGUGAAUAAAUCAGGGCAACACAGGUUCUCCUACACAGGUCAGAGGUCACGGUUUUUUCCCUAUGGUAUCUGUACUGAUCUCCUAGGUCACAUCCUGAUAUGUGAUUCAUAUACUAAAACUAAUACAGUUCAUCUUCUUGAUCAAGAUGGUCAGUUCUUAUCCUUUUUACUCCCAGAGCGAGUGAAAUCCAUUAGUGUCUGUGUGGAUAAUGAAAACAAUCUCUAUGUGGGACAUUAUGAUACCAAAAAAGUGAAAGUGUACAAUUAUCUACAGUAAUUUCAUGUGUCUGCAGUCAAACGUGAAGAACAAAAACUUAACACAAAUGUAUACAUUUUCUUACUAUUUUAUACAUAUUCAUUGUACAUACCUGUGUACCGGGUAAUAAUAUUUUGCAAUAGUAUUUUUCACAUUUAUGAAAAUGCAUGUAGUGCCUUUGAAUACUGUCUUAAUAAAAAAAAUCCGCUAUAAUGCAUUUAACAUUGUAUUAUACGGUUCAUAUGCUAGUAAACAUGUACCUUUAUACAUAAAAUU